AAAAUCUGAAGAGGAAACAAAACUUUUUAUCCAAGAAGUCACAUCAGUGUUUUACUAUAUAUUUGAAAUUAUUAUUAAUGGCGAAAUGACAAUAGAUUUUUUGAUCACCCUAAGAAACAAAGAAGAAGUUUUGUUUGGUCUUAUGGAAGUAUUAAAAGUCGAUUUUUUAGACAAUUUUAAAUCAAGAUACCGUUUACGUUUGAAAGAAUUAUAUUGGCUUACAAAAACUAAUGAGAUUGUAAAUUAUACACAUCAUCUUUGCAAAGAAUUACUUCCAAGCACUGUCAAAUCUGAAGUGUUAAAAGAUGUAGUUCGUUUAAAUUACUCAGCUCUAACUUUUAAAGAAAUUUUUGUGGAUAGUACUCCGAAUGAAAUUUCUGAUUUUUUAGUUGUUGGUGAAUUUGAUAGCCGAAUUGUAUCAAUUGAUGAACAAGGAUUUGUUAAUAAAUUGUGCAAGUACUUUAAAAUUUAUUUGAGGUGGUUUGAAUAUGCAUUUCAAAUUACAGAUUGUAAAGUGAUGAGCAGUAUUUUGUUCCAAAACGAAAUUCAAUUAGUUGCAAAAAAGUUUGAAACAAACAUGGUAAAAAUCGAAUACACUCAACUAUUUGAUGAGAUUAUAUUACCAACAAUCAAAAAUUUAAAAACUUUGUUUGAAAGAAUAGUUUCAUGUAAAAUAUCUCCAUCUGAUGUGGUUCUAAAAUUUUCUGGAUACAAUCAACUUGAUAUCAAAAAAGAAUUUUUUUUAUUAAAAAAAUUGUUAACGUUGAGUUUUGAAGAAGCGGAUAUCGAAACCUGUUUUGAAAAAAUAAAUUGUGUGUUUUUAGUUAAAAAAUAUUCGAACAUUGCAAGUGAAAUACAUCAUGUGAGAAAAAGUCUAAAUUUACGUGGUGAUUUUACUUGUGUUGAAAACAUGAUGAAACCCUUAAAUGAAAUCGAAAGUUUGCAAGAUAUUGACAAAGAUCUAAUUUACUUGGCUGGUUCCAUUGAAAGGUUUUCAGACAAUAUAUUUGAAAUAUUUAGAGCUAUUUCAUCAUGUUUACAACUUUUUUUUUGGCUAAAAGAUAAUCUCAAAGAUCCGAAGGAAGUAAAAGUUUUUGUUGAAAUCAUGUCGAUAGCUGCAGGUGAAACUGAUGAUGAAGUUGAUCGAGUAAAAUGUUUUGAAUCUUGUUGUCUUGCUUUUAGCCACUUAAUAUUUGAUCUGAAUGAAAGUUCUGGUUUUAAAGAUCUUUUGCAGGCCUGUGAACAAACUGAAAAAAUUAUGUUGAGUGAUAACGAUAUUCUUAAAAAGCUGACUUGUACAAACCAUUCUCUUGAGUGGUUUAAAAAUGCAAAAAAAUCACAAGGAUCAGUGGCAACAAAGUCUGUAAUGGAAGCACAAAUUGCCAACCGUAAAGGAUGUUUUGUUAUUGGAAAUGAAAAAGGCAUUUAUUUGGAAUUUUUAGAUUUUAAUCUGGCAGAUGUUAUAAAGUUCCAAAUAAAAAAUGAUGAUUCUACUGUAAAAGUUUACAGUUUAGAAGAAAUAAAUGAUUUGCAAAGUCGUUUAAUGUUGGUAGGAACUAAUAUUAGUGAAGAAUCAAUUCAAAAAAUGCAAAAAGAAAAAAACUAUUUUGUUACGGUGAGGUUUUGUGCAAACUAAUAUUGUUUUUAACUG
This is a messenger RNA of Hydra vulgaris (swiftwater hydra), 1651 nucleotides long. The record is from RefSeq and is a predicted model, not a curated record. NCBI's taxonomy places the organism in Eukaryota, Metazoa, Cnidaria, Hydrozoa, Anthoathecata, Hydridae.